Dissoconium aciculare CBS 342.82 is the source of this 501-nucleotide messenger RNA. RefSeq lists its product as uncharacterized. The record is from RefSeq and is a predicted model, not a curated record. Bases 1 to 501 code for a protein of 166 amino acids. The transcript has a single exon. Lineage: Eukaryota; Fungi; Ascomycota; Dothideomycetes; Mycosphaerellales; Dissoconiaceae.
AUGUCCGGCAAGAUCAAAGCCAAAGAUCUGAGUUACGACAGUACACUCCCGCCAUUUUUGCAGAAGCUCCACGACAAAAAUGCUGGGCGAGGUGACACCGAUCGCCACGAGCGCCAGAUAGCCAGACCUCGUAAGACCCGUGAAGCGGACGAUGAGGAUGAGCCCACCGUGGUCGACGAGCACGGCGAGUUACUCUCGAGAGAAGAGCUCAAGUCUAUGAGUGACCGCGCACCUGAUGCGGAUGAACGUUCGGCCACGAUCGAUGCUGCUGCCAUCCCACCAGGGUCGACGGCAAAAGCCGAAGACUCUUCCAGGCCCAGCGUGGUCUCUAAUGUCGCCGCUACGUUCGCUCCGAAGAAGCGAAAGUUGGCAAAAGCGGUUGGUGAGAGCCUAGAUCGCGAUACUGAUGCCGCGGAUAACGACGACACAAUCUCGAAGACCGCGAAAAAGCCUAAAAAGUCGCGCAAGCCUAAGCUUGCCUUCGAAGACGAUGCCAGCUGA